UCCAUCAUAAUUGCAUUGCGAUGCAAUUUCAUAUUUCAUAUAUGAAAAUAAAAUUAUAUUUUUAAAAAUGUCUACAAACGAAAAAGAAUACUUCGGUCCUCUCACAUUGCACCAGAAAUGUGAUUCGCCAACAAUAUUCAAAAGUGACGAGCGCACUGAGAGCCGUUGUGUGUUGUGCGAUGAAAUAUUUAUUUUACCAACUUUCGAAAAGCAAUUACUUACUCAUUUAUUUAUGGAACAUCGACUUGUAAUUGCUGAUGUCAACCAGAUAGCGGAUUUGAAUGGAUACCUACAAUAUUGGAGACACAGAUUUAAAGAUCAAAACCUACCUUAUUUUUGUACAACAAUGCUUCUAGACAACAAACCAGAUGGAACAAAGUCUAAAAAUGAGGAAUAUUAUUUAUUAGGUGAAGUUUUACCAGAAGAUAAAGAAUUACGCAUGAAUUUACAGCAAACAAAAUUGGAGAAACUUCUACUAAGACAACAGUUUGAAAGAAUAGACAAGAAUUACAAAAGGGAGUGUCUGUUCUGCCGUUUUGUAACUGCCACCACAAGGGCUGCUUACUUAAACCAUUUAUAUGAAAAGCAUAAUUUUCAUAUAGCCAAACCAGACAAUUUAAUAUUUAUUGAUGAAUUAAUUAACACAAUUGCUCAUAAAUUACAAAAUCUUCAAUGUAUAUUUUGUGAAGGAUUGUUCAAGGACCGUACCAUAUUAAAAGAACAUAUGCGUAAAAAAGGUCACAAAAGGAUAAAUCCAGAUAAUAAAGAGUAUGAUAAAUUUUUUCUAGUCAAUUAUGUUGGUGAUAAAGUGCCACCUAAAAACAAUCAGAAACUUCACAGUCAUAAGAAACAAAAUUGGACCGCACAGAAGAAAGUGGAUUAUGAAAUGGAUUCUAAUGUAGACAGUGAUCCAGAAUGGUCGGAGUGGACUGAAGAGGAUGGGCCAUUAAUUACAUGUCUGCUGUGUCAGCAUAAUGAGAAAGAAUAUGAUAAUGUACUAAAUCAUAUGACACUACAACAUGAUUUCUCAUUCACAGAUGUCACAAAUGGUUUAGACUUCUAUCACAAAAUAAAAAUUGUGAACUAUAUGCGUCGUCAAAUACAUUUGAAACAAUGUUUUUCAUGUAACACUAAAUUUGAUGAAUUAAAAAAUCUUCAGAAACAUUUGAAAGAAAUGAAACAUUGCAUACUAGACAGGGAGAAAUGGGAUCAACCUGAAUAUUAUUUUCCUACUUAUGAAGAUGACUUAUUUUUGUGUUUCAUCCAAGAUGAUGAUGAAAGUUGGUGGUCAAGUGAUGAACAGGAAGUGAAUAAACGAAAUAGUAUGUCAGAUUGUAUAUCAAAAGAAAUGGCACUGGCUGUAUUAGAUGAAUGAAUUACUAAUGUAGUUUUAAAUUAAAAUUUUGUCUAUCUGUUUAUCUUGAUUCCUGUCAUUAUGGCGGCUAUGGUCCAUUACGUCUCUAAGACACUGUCGUGAUUUUUGAAUAUAAUAGCCUAAGUAUAUUUGUCUAUGACUGUACAAUAUAAUAAAAUGGAUUUAUUUUUAUCAGAGUACUUAUACAAGAUUAUGAUGUAUAUUGGUGUUAUUAAAUGUUUGAUGUAUUAAUGUUAUAAA
This is a messenger RNA of Achroia grisella, 1615 nucleotides long. RefSeq names its product zinc finger protein 277. Bases 68 to 1375 code for a protein of 435 amino acids. The record is from RefSeq and is a predicted model, not a curated record. NCBI's taxonomy places the organism in Eukaryota, Metazoa, Arthropoda, Insecta, Lepidoptera, Pyralidae. The transcript is spliced from 2 exons.